CCAAACGCGAUGUUGGCAUUGACAGCCCUACUAACCAAAAUCUACAUACCCAAAACUUUCCAUAAUCGUUGCUGAAAGAAUAGAGAAUGUCGACGGCCUCUCUUCUUCGGCUUCACCCACUGCCUCCUCGCAAAACCCUAAACCGAUGGCAUGGGCAACCAUCAACAAGCAUCCACAUCCCUCUUCGUCUCCACAGUCUGCCAUCCAUCACAAAUUGCAGCCCCCGCCGGAUGGCAAUUUCAAUGUCAUACCGUGCCACUGUUCCUGCGUCAGAGCGGCUCCUUGCCGGUCUUUCCUACUCCCUCCCCUUCCUCAACUCACUGCACUACGGUCGCUUCCUAUUCGCUCGCUUCCCAUCCCUGGGGAUAGCCUUAGAGCCUCUACUGCCUCUGAUCGGCGCUUACAGGUCUCUGCCUUAUGCGAGCUUCGUGGCAUUCUUCGCCCUCUACCUUGGCGUGGUGAGGAAUCCGGCGUUCGGUAGAUAUGUGAGGUUCAACGCGAUGCAGGCGGUUGUGCUUGACGUGUUACUCGCUCUGCCAGCAUUGCUGCAGAGGAUAUUUGGAGUGCCGGCGAGGGGAGUCGGGUUUCGGCUGCUCGAGGUUUGUUACAAUGUUAUCUUUGUUGUCACCGCGGGAUGCUUUCUUUAUGGUCUUGUGAGCUGUGUACUCGGGAAGACGCCUUACCUUCCGUUGGUAGCCUCAGCGGCUGACCGCCAACUUUAACCAGGAAUUUAGCUGCAGCCUUAGGUUCCUGCAAGUAAGUUUUGGGUGACUUGUUAGUCUCUUUUUCUUCACAGCGUUAGUAUGAGCAUAAGGUGAGAAAUUUGGUUUGUUGGAUUGCUAUAAUUUGAAGGCAUUUUAUUAUGAUCUAUCUUGGCAAAAUUUGCAGUUUAAACUGCCUAU
This is a messenger RNA of Phalaenopsis equestris, 902 nucleotides long. RefSeq names its product protein TIC 20-II, chloroplastic. Lineage: Eukaryota; Viridiplantae; Streptophyta; Magnoliopsida; Asparagales; Orchidaceae. The transcript has a single exon. The coding region runs from base 87 to 722 and encodes 211 amino acids. The record is from RefSeq and is a predicted model, not a curated record.